UUGUGACAUGGCCUGCAGAGCUGACACUGAACUGCAACCUCACAGCUUUGAACUGCCUCUGCUGCCUGAACAAAUAAGCCAAAAGGAGGAGGAAGAACCUGCUGUGGAACCUGACAUGAUCCCUGAUGUCACUCUGAAGGUGGAAGGAGAGAGUUUCUUCGUGAACCGAGGACGUCUGGCCCUCCAGAGCCCCUACUUCAGAGCUCUGUUCUUCGGCUGUGGCGUGGAGAGCAGUAGGAGGAGGAUUGAGAUCAAAGGUGUGAACGUGGAACAUUUCAGGGUUUUGAUGGAACACAGCAGAACGUGUAACCUCGCUCUAGACAGAGAUAAUGUAGUGGAGAUCCUCCGGACAGCAGAUUAUUUGCAGCUGGAGCGAGCCAGGCUGCUCUGCUCUAAGUUCCUGGAGCGUGAGCUGCACCUGAGCAACUGUCUGGGAAUGAUGGCGUUCGCCUGGCAGCUGGGAUGUUCUCAGCUCUACACCGCAGCCAGACAGGUGGCGCUCACUCACUUCUCUGCCAUCUGCACCCAGGAGGAUUUUCUGUCUCUUCCCAAGGAGUCCAUAGCAGAUCUGCUGGCCAGUGAUGACCUGACCAUCAUUAAAGAUGACCUGGCCUUAGAGGCCGUCCUGCACUGGGUGGCGUUUGACCCCAAACGAGAGGAAGACUUCCUGGAGCUCAUGGAGCUGGUGAGGCCAGAGACUCUGUCUCUACCGUUUCUCACCGAACUUCUGACCAGGAUGAAAAGUUCCGACCCCAGAGCCAAACUCAUCUGCAAGCUGAACCAACUUCCAGCGUCCUGGUCGAUGGGCCGGUCGGUGAGGAGGACCAGGGCCGGGGAGACUCUGUUCGUCCUCGGCGGGCCUCACGAUCAGGAGCAACAGCAGCUGUACCGGUUUCACCCGCUCAGUGGACGAUGGCAGAGGUGUUCACCGCUGCAGAGGAAGAACCUCACGCAGUACUCUGUAGCUGCAGCAGGUGACAGCGUGGUUGUGACGGGUGGCUACUUCCGGGACGUGCUGUGGUUCAGCGUGGACUGGGUCCGGAUCUAUGAAGUUGGGAACCAGCGCUGGGUGGACGGUCCGGCCCUGCAGAAGUCCAGACACAGUCACUGCUCGGUGGGGCUGGGCUCGGCUCUGUACGUCCUGGGAGGCAGCAUGGACGAAGGCCUGGUGGCCGACGUGGAGAGGCUGGUGCUGGGGUCCGAGGGGGGCUGGGAGGCGGUGAGGCCCCUGGUCCGGGCCGUGGAGAGGGCCGCCUCUGCUGCUCUGGACUCCUGCAUCUAUGUAGCCUGUGGCCUGGAUGAAAACGGGGAAGUUUACGCAGGAAUCCAGAGGUACGUGGUGAAGGAGGACCAGUGGGACGUGCUGUCCUACUCUCCAUUUCCACGAUACGACCUGGUUGCCACUGAGCUGAACGGCGCCCUCUACCUGUUCGGAGGUCAGGCGCUGCGGUUGGACGUGGAGACGGACGAGUGGACGGAGCUGGAUGAAGACUGUCUGAGCAGUAAGUUCUUCUGUGGCUGCUCCACCGUCGCCGGACAGAUUUACCUCCUCAGUGAGAGGAAGAGCAACAAAGCUUCUCCCAACAUGGUGCUGUUAGACUCCUACAUAGACACCUGCAUCCAGGUGGACGAUAACAUCCCCUGUCCUGUUCCCCUCAGAGGCUGCGUCACCGUCAGGAUGGACACAUGAUGGAGGGAGUUCUGUGCAUUCAAAGUGUUUUUCUUGCCUUUAACGUCCUCUCCGGCUGUUGAUUUCACCUCUAAAAACUUCCAUCUGUGUAGUAAAGCUGUUUAUCAGGUUUUCUUUUCCAUGACAGUAAUCUCCUCCUGCCUUACAAUGGUAAUCAUCAUUUCUGUUUAAAAUCUGUGAAACUACACAGAAAAAAAAUCUGGAGAAAAAAUGCAGUAUGGCUGCCAGAACAAAUAAUAAAAACAACAAACACUGGAACACUGUAAUGUUCAAAAAUUUUAAAAAUAACCAUAAAUAUCUGUGAAAUAAUUGUAAUUUUUGCUGAUAUAAAUUCAGUAAACGGUGUCAUUUUGUGGUCACACAUUGUAAACGAGUACAUUAUUAUUUGUUAUAAUUUUUAUCAGAUCUUUGAGGUGGACAUGCUGUAGCUUUUGUUGUUUUUUUUUUUACAGUUACUAUGUAGACAAUUGUUUUCUGUAAUUUUACUAGAUAUUAUUUGUAAUUGAACAAUCAGGGAAAAUCUGUAAAACAACAGCUUUUUAUUUAACCUUAUCUUAAAUUAAUAAGCAAAUUACUAUGUGGAAAAUGACAGACUUGUGAUGGAGACAUUAUCUCCAAUUUUGGCCUGUAUUUUUAAAGAUGA
Messenger RNA from Acanthochromis polyacanthus (spiny chromis), 2333 nucleotides. Its product is annotated as kelch-like protein 23. NCBI's taxonomy places the organism in Eukaryota, Metazoa, Chordata, Actinopteri, Pomacentridae. Gene Ontology annotation, molecular function: protein binding. The record is from RefSeq and is a predicted model, not a curated record.